AAGACUUCUCCCAGCCUUGCUAUUGUGACUUUGUUUACUCCAUUCCUGCUUUGUUUAUUUGCUAAAAGCCUGCUCAGGUGUGUUUUAAAAAAAAUCUUAAAUCCUCUCACCUCCAACAGAAAACAGAGACCGAUCCACUUGAGUUUCGACAUCGACGCCUUCGACCCGUCUCUGGCUCCGGCCACAGGAACGCCGGUGAACGGAGGCUUGACCUACAGGGAGGGGAUCUACAUCACAGAGGAAAUCCACAACACAGGCCUGCUGUCAGCCAUGGACCUGGUGGAGGUGAACCCGACGCUCGGGGCGACUCGUGAGGCCGUGGAAGCGACCGCCUCUCUAGCGGUGGACAUCAUCGCGUCGUCUCUGGGUCAGACGAGAGAAGGCGCUCCGGUCUCCAUCCUCGAGAUCCCGUCUGUGAAGGACGACACGGAGCAGCUGCGUCUCUAGAACAGAGACGAACAAAAAGCUUUGGACUUUAUAUCAACACCGACCCCGUGAUCAUUCCACAAUCCUGACAACAAGACUGUAAAAAGACUGAAUCUAAACGUAGAGGUUUUGUUCCCUUUCGGAUGUUUAGUAAUGUUUUAUGAAGACAAACUAUUAUACAGAGGGCUUCACAGAUUGAGACGGAAGCCCUCGAGACACUGAUUGAUGGAAAUACUAUUAAUUUAAAGCAGCAAUACUAACUUAUGUGGGUAAUAAGUUAAGAGAGCAAACAGGUUCCUCGUAUUUAUUGUGUGUUUGGUUGAAAGAGAAUGAACCUGCCUCCGAGGUAUGAUAAACCAAGUUUCCCUUAGUUUGAGUCUGUUUUGUGCCAGUUACUAAAACCUAGUAAUGAUGUGUUUGCACUUUUGGACCAGCUGUGGUUACUGUAUUUUCUUUAGAGUUUACUUUUGUAUUUCCACAUUGAACCUACUAGUACACUUACUAUUAUUAGUGGGAACUGAUAUUUUAUGACUACGUGAGUAUUAAUUGGCUUGAAAAGUCCAAAAUGCAGCUUUGAUUCAAACGCUGGCAGAACAACACCACCUGAGCUCCAGAGCUUCACUUGAUGUUGCCACCAUUCGAAUUUGUUCUUGUAACAAAGAGUUUAUAUUUUGGUCUUCCAUAAAUGUUAUUACAUUUUUCGUGCAUGUGUCCAGGUGUCUUAUUUACUCGUUAUAUUUUACUAAACACAAAGCUAACUAAAGCUGAUGGGAAUGUCAUUAGCAUGCAAGUGUAUUUAUUCAAGUUGGACAAAUAAAACUUUGAAGAGUUUUUGCUAAA
This is a messenger RNA of Notothenia coriiceps (black rockcod), 1266 nucleotides long. Its product is annotated as arginase, non-hepatic 1-like. Gene Ontology annotation, cellular component: cytoplasm; mitochondrion. Gene Ontology annotation, molecular function: manganese ion binding; arginase activity. The annotation marks the transcript as partial. The transcript is spliced from 2 exons. Lineage: Eukaryota; Metazoa; Chordata; Actinopteri; Perciformes; Nototheniidae. The record is from RefSeq and is a predicted model, not a curated record.